This is a messenger RNA of Callorhinus ursinus (northern fur seal), 2789 nucleotides long. RefSeq names its product interleukin 21 (gene IL21). Gene Ontology annotation, molecular function: cytokine receptor binding. Lineage: Eukaryota; Metazoa; Chordata; Mammalia; Carnivora; Otariidae. Gene Ontology annotation, biological process: immune response; positive regulation of natural killer cell mediated cytotoxicity. Gene Ontology annotation, cellular component: extracellular region. The record is from RefSeq and is a predicted model, not a curated record.
ACAGUCAAACUGCAGUGAAAACUGAGACCAAAGUCUUGCUCUACUGGCACUUAUGAGAUCUAGUGCUGGCAACAUGGAGAAGAUAGUCAUCUGCCUGAUGGUCAUCUUCUUGGGGACAGUGGCCCAUAAAUCAAGCUUCCAAGAGCAAGAUCUCCUCUUGAUUAGAUUGCGUCAACUUAUAGGUAUUGUUGAUCAGCUGAAAAAUUAUGUGAAUGACUUGGACCCUGAAUCUCUGCCAGCUCCAGAAGAUGUAAAGAGACAUUGUGAGCGGUCAGCUUUUUCAUGUUUUCAGAAGGCCCAACUAAAGGCAGCAAAUACGGGAGGCAAUGAACAGAUAAUCAAUGUAUUAACUAAACAGCUGAAGAGGAAACUACCUCCCACAAAUGCAGGCAGAAGACAGAAACACAGACCAACAUGCCCCUCAUGUGAUUCUUAUGAGAAAACACCACCCAAAGAAUUCCUAGAAAGACUGAAAUCACUCAUCCAAAGGAUGAUUCAUCAGCAUCUCUCCUAGAACACAUGAGAUAUGAAGGUUCCUGAGGAUCUAACUUGAAGCUGGACACUAUAUUACAUACUCUAACACAGUAGUGAAACUCACUUCUUGGUUUCUAAAUGGAGGAGUACAACAUAUUAGUGAUGGGGGAAAAGACUCAGAUAAGUGUUCAAAGUCAGGAUUAUUUCCCCCCUAUUACAAUGCAAUACUUAAGUUUGAUCACAUGCUCUGUUUUAGUCAACUUGAAAAAGCUUUAUACUCAAUUAGAGUUUGAUUUCCUAUGUUAUGGAUUUCUAUGGUUUCUAAAGUUUUUACUUUAUAUCAUUUUGCCCAACUAUGACAUUCCUUUAUUGGGGGAGACGCUUAAAAUUUUUAACCCAAAACGUAAUUUGGGAAUUUAUUGAUCUUAUAUUUACUUUGAUCUUGAUUACCACAAGAAUGAGAUCUCUGAUGAUCAUAACUUAAAAGUUAUAUACCUUCAUUCAAGCUGAGAAAUACAGAAGCAUAGAAUCAAGAUGAAAAGUUGGUCUUUAUUCUUUUAAGGAAAUGAAAAUUGAGUGUUUAAAAAUGUAUAUCUGAAGAGUUUACUUUUUAUCUCAGAAUGUCUAAUGUAUAAAUAUAUAGUUUAUUUAUGUGCCAGGGGAUAGUUUUACUAGAUGGCUACAAAAAAGUCUUAUUCCUUUAUUGGGAUUUAUCAAAAAUAUUUAAAUGCUAUAGAUAAGAAUGUAUUUAUGGAAUACACUCGUUAGUCUUUUUUUUUUUCUUUAAGUGGGUUUAAUAGUAACUUUCCCAGUUCAAGUCCCCUUAUAAGCUAACAUUUUAAGCUUGUGGAAAUGGCAAUUAAAACCUAUAGAGGGACAUACAUCAGGUGGUCUUCUGGAACCAAAUACAUUAAAAAAAAUCUUGUAGCUCUCAUCUCAAAUUGUUAUAAUGAUUAUAUGGGAGUGAGCUAGUAACUCCAAAUGUCUGUCACCUUUCAUUCUUCCUUUCUUUUCUUUCUUCUUUUUAAAGUGACAGACACCUUGUGCUUGCAUGCUUUGCAUAAGACAAAUUCAAUCACCUAUAUAAGAUCAAAAUCAGGAGACAUAUCAAGAGGCCAAGACUCCUGUCCUCAUAGAAAACAGACUUUUGCAUAAACAUUCCAAUCUUUUCAACCAUGGAUAGUAAAAAUAAGCAACCUGCUCUAACUGCCAUUUCAUAUCAACUCCAGCAGAGUUUAUUUAAAAAUGAAGUUAAAAACUCUAGAGAAAUAAAAUUUUUGCUAGAACGUUAUAAGCUAUUUGAGAAUCUCUUAUUGUUAAAAUGGCUGUGAAUGUGCAAGAGGAUAUGGGAUGAGAAACACUGUAUGUUCUGAGAAGAGAAAAUUAUCUACUUAAAAGUAUUUUAAAAACAAGUACAGAUAAAUUUAUAGUUCUAGAAGAUAUAUUAGCCAUCAGUGAUUUCAUCAACUCUCAAUGAAAUGUUGUAUCAUCAGAAACAAGGUAUUCUGUUUUAAAAAUUUUUAAAUGUUAUUACAGAGGGGUCAUGUAAACAAUAAUGAUGAUAACAUGCAUGGAGAGCCUACCUACGUAUCAAAUGGUACCAGCCCAGACUGUUGGGAUAAAAGUGGAAAGCAGCCACAAAGUUGACUAGGGAAGGGUGAAGUCUGUAUUUCUUGUUUCUGUCUUUAUAGUUGUUGACUUCUUUGACACUGUGAUUUUAUAUUUAAAAUAAUGUAUUUAUUUUGGUGUGUUUACUGUUAAAAAUCUCUGUUCUAAUCCUUUGACCAGAGAUUCUACCUUAAAAGUAAAAAUAAUUUAAUGGGGUGUUGGUUAAGAGCCUUCACUAAAACUGAGUUUAAAGACUCAGGUAAAGAUCCUAGCAACACCCCAAGAAAAGCACUGCAUUGGAAAAAACAAGAUGAAGAAGUAAAACUUGAACAGCUCCAUCUUCACUGCUCUGUGUUCAAGGCUUACCUAGCCCUCAAAAGGGAUAUAAGGCUUACCUAUAAACAUUAUUUCACCUAUGGAUGGUGAUAUAGGAGGCCUGAAAUUUUCCUGGCUGUGAAAUCAUGGUCACUUGCUUAAAUUUUGGGGAUUUCCAUUUCCUUCUCUGUAGAAUGAGGGUGUUGGACUGAAUCUCUAAGGUCUAUUCUGUCUUUUUUUAGAGCUUUAUGUGUUUAUGAGUUUCUAAAGUUCUGGAUACUCUUAUGGGAACAUCUGACCAUACUUUUGAGUAAAAUUUUUACUGAAUCUAAUGUUCAGUUACACAAUCAUAUUCAAUAGCAUUUGUAGCAACACUCACUGCAGGAACAAAA